Molecule: messenger RNA, 1398 nt
Organism: Cyclopterus lumpus (lumpfish)
Lineage: Eukaryota; Metazoa; Chordata; Actinopteri; Perciformes; Cyclopteridae
Product: alcohol dehydrogenase 1-like
Exons: 9
Coding region: 91-1203 (370 amino acids)
Biological process (GO): formaldehyde catabolic process
Cellular component (GO): cytosol
Molecular function (GO): S-(hydroxymethyl)glutathione dehydrogenase [NAD(P)+] activity; zinc ion binding
Source: RefSeq, a predicted model, not a curated record
UUUCCAUUAUAUACAUAUCCAGGUGUCACUUGUCUACUCUACAAUCCUGAACUCCUCUCUCGCUUGUAUACCCUCAUCCUUGGUGCAGAAAUGGCCACAGAUGGUAAAAUCAUCAAGUGCAAGGCAGCAGUGGCCUGGGAGCCCAACAAGCCUUUGGUGAUUGAGGAGAUCGAGGUAGCCCCGCCCCAGACCAACGAGGUCCGCAUCAAGAUUGUGGCGACUGCGGUGUGCCACACCGACCUGCACCACCUUCUGGAGACUCAGGAAAAAGACGGCUUCCCGGUCGUCCUCGGCCACGAGGCAGCCGGCAUCGUAGAGAGCGUCGGGCCUGGAGUUACUGAAUUUCAGCCAGGAGACAAGGUCAUUCCUCUGUUCAUCUCCCAGUGUGAAGAAUGUCGCUUUUGUAAGAGUCCGAAGACCAACCAGUGUGAGAAAGCAUGGGUUACUCCAGAGUCCAGGUUCACCUGUAAGGGGAAGAAGGUGCUGCAGUUUUCAGGAACCAGUACCUUCUCUGAGUACACUGUGGUUAACCAGAUGGCCGUGGCUAAGAUCGACCCCACUGCCCCUCUGGACAAAGUCUGUCUCCUUGGCUGUGGGAUCUGCACAGGAUACGGAGCGGCAGUGAAUACUGCUAAGGUGGAACCGGGCUCCACGUGUGCUGUGUUCGGAAUGGGAGCUGUGGGCUUGGCUGCGGUCAUGGGCUGCAAGGCUGCAGGAGCCAAGAGGAUUAUCGCCGUUGACAUCAAUCCGGAUAAGUUCGAGAAGGCCAAGGAGUUCGGGGCGACCGACUUCGUGAACCCCAAAGAUCACAGUAAGCCCGUCAGCAAGGUGCUGUCCGAGAUGACCGACGGAGGAGUGGACUUCUCCUUGGAAUGUGUCGGGAAUGUGGGAGUCAUGCGCAGCGCCUUGGAGUCUUGUAUCCAAGGUUGGGGCGUCAGCGUGAUCGUUGGCUGGACGGACUUGGAAGACUUUUCAGCCCGACCCGUUCAGCUCAUCGCUGGACGCACAUGGAAGGGCUCUGCGUUUGGAGGCUUUAAGGGUAAGCAGGACGUGCCUCAGAUGGUCAAAAAGUACCUGGACAAGAAGAUAAAGGUGGAUGAGUUCAUCACUCACACCAUGACUUUGGACCAGGUCAACGACGCCAUUGAGCUGAUGAAGCAGGGCAAAUGCAUCCGGACGGUCAUGACUGUUUCUUCUCAAUGAGACCACUGCGAUGCUUUUAAUGACCCCAAAGUCAUUGAGUCAUUUACCACUAUAUUCGACUAUGAACACUAAAUACUAAUCCGCUUGUCAGAUUCAUGGGAAUCAUCUGCAGUGUUCAUAUGAGUAAGCUAAACAUAUCAAAGUGUCUAAAGAGCAAAAUAAACAGUACAAACAGAUACACUCUGUGGUUCUAUU